Messenger RNA from Lineus longissimus, 3863 nucleotides. RefSeq names its product calreticulin-like. Gene Ontology annotation, cellular component: endoplasmic reticulum membrane; endoplasmic reticulum. NCBI's taxonomy places the organism in Eukaryota, Metazoa, Nemertea, Pilidiophora, Heteronemertea, Lineidae. Gene Ontology annotation, molecular function: calcium ion binding. Gene Ontology annotation, biological process: protein folding. The transcript has 8 exons. The record is from RefSeq and is a predicted model, not a curated record. Bases 73 to 1320 code for a protein of 415 amino acids.
GGGUUUUCCAGCAAUCACCCUUCCACAGAUUUUGCACUGGGCAAGCAGAAGGGACAAGAAAAUCCACCAAAAAUGAUGAAAUUUCUGCUGGCUCUUGCCGGCCUGAUGGCCCUGGCUUUUGCAGAACCGACCGUCUAUUUCGAAGAAUCGUUUGCAAGUGGUUGGAAUGAACGUUGGGUGGAGUCUACACACAGAUCAGACCAAGGAAAAUGGGAAUGGACUGCCGGCAAAUUCUAUGGUGAUGCCGAUCUAGAUAAGGGUAUCCAGACCAGCCAGGAUGCCCGUUUUUAUGGAAUCUCAGCCAAGUUUGAAGAGGCUUUCAGCAAUGAAGGCAAGACUCUUAUCAUCCAGUUCACAGUCAAACAUGAACAGAACAUUGACUGUGGUGGUGGCUAUGCUAAAAUCUUCUCCAGUUCUCUGGACCAGAAGGACAUGCAUGGUGACACUCCUUACCAAAUUAUGUUUGGUCCUGAUAUCUGUGGGCCUGGCACAAAGAAAGUCCAUGUUAUCUUCCAAUAUAAGGGCAAGAAUUUGCUCACCAAAAAAGAUAUUAGGUGUAAGGAUGAUGAAUUCACCCAUCUAUACACCCUUAUCCUUAGGUCUGAUAAUACUUAUGAAGUUAAAAUAGAUAAUGCUAAAGUUGAAUCAGGAGAGUUAGAAGCAGACUGGGAAUUCUUGCCAGCAAAGACAAUUAAGGAUCCCAAUGCCAAAAAGCCAGCUGAUUGGGAUGAUAGGGAGACUAUUCCCGACCCAGAAGACAAGAAACCCGAUGACUUUGACAAGCCAGAGCACAUCCCCGACCCAGAUGCCAAGAAGCCCGAUGACUGGGACGAUGAGAUGGAUGGAGAAUGGGAACCACCACAGAUUGAUAACCCAGAAUACAAGGGCGAAUGGAAGGCCAAGCAAAUCCCCAACCCAGAAUAUAAAGGAAAAUGGGUACAUCCUGAAAUCGACAACCCAGAAUAUUCACAAGACACAGAAUUAUACAAAUACACCGAUAUUGGUGCUCUUGGUUUCGAUUUAUGGCAGGUGAAAUCUGGAACGAUAUUCGAUAACAUCCUCAUCACCGAUGAUGAGGCACAUGCCGAGCAGGUUGGCAAUGACACCUGGGGAAAGACUAAGGAUGGUGAGAAGAAAAUGAAGGAGGCCAUCGAUGAAGCCGAACGUAAGAAACAAGAAGAGGAGGCUAAGAAAGACAAGGAGGAUGACAAGGAUGAAGAUAAGGACGAGGAUGAAAAGAAGGAUGAUGAUGAGGCAAUGAAGGAGGAGGAAGAUAAGAAGGAAGAAGAAAAGAAAGAGGAGACUCACGACGAGUUAUAGAAAGAAGCAGAGUUGUGAUUUGAACACUUGGACACCACAUAAUGUUGAAAUAAAUAUGUCAUCCUAGCUUGGGCCAAGUGAUUUGUGCAAUGUAUUCGUAGUGCUGCGAGUCUGGUUUUUGGGAGGAAAAGGACCAGAAUGGCGGGCACACAUUUCCCUCACCUGUAGUCUGGUCGGAAUCGGGCGUACCUGCGAGGUAUACGGCCGAUUCCUCAAACUUUGGGCAAUAUUUUAGUUUUAUAUGUUUUGUAUAGGUUUUUGGUCCAAGCUUGGAGUGAAAUGCGUUCAUAGAUUUCAUAGGUAUGCCUUCAGUAAUGGUUUUCCCCUUCCCUGGAUGGAACAACUGUAACAACUCUUUUUCAUUGAAUUUAGCAUCUGAGAACUGGACAAGCUGUGUCACAUUACUAUUACAUUACUAUUAGAUGGUCUUGUUAUGAUCUCGUGUUGUUUUUCAAAAAUCUGCCAAUUUCAUCUUGAAAAUUCUAUCAUUUGAAAUUCAUGUAAACAGGUUGACUGCAACUAUAAUAAGAUUAUACUGUCAAUAUUGUACUUAAAUUUGACUUGAUUCAGUUCCCAGGUGCCAAUUUCAGUGAAAUUCCACUCCUUUUGAUAGUGUACAAGAGCAAGAUCAUAAAAAUUGCAAAUGGUGCCACUGUAAGAUACUGAAGUUAUACCGAUGGAGUUACAACCCUGUCUUGUUCAUUUGAUGUCUGGAGAGAGGAUUACCUGUUACUCAGGUUAUGACAAUGUUCGUUCAGUCAUCAUCCUCCACCUACAAAGUGCAUCGAUCCCAGUUGAUGCACUUUGUGGGAGGGAUCAGUGUCAUCAAAGCUGUAUCUCAUUGGCAAAACUUGGUGAAGGAUAAGAUACAGCUAUAUGAAUUAUCAAGUAUAGAUUAGAUUCUUUAAUCUAUACUUGAUAUCAUUAGAAUAAGGUGUUUGACACUGGCGAAAGGCAUUCAUGAAAAAAAUUUGAAAAGAUUUUUUAUUUUCUAAGUUGAUCUAUUUGUUGUAAUCCUUCAUAUCAUUGGAGUAAACUUUUCAAAGUGAUUGGCGGUGAAAUGAACAGCUUUUGCAGAAUAUUCUUGUCAGCAGGUGCCUUUUGUCCAUCCUGUCCUUAGUUGAAUGUCAUCGAGCUAGGCAGCUUAGGACUUAGAUUGAUAUAUAUAUAUGUAAUACAUGUUGUUAGAGGUUUUGGCCUAAGCUGAUGUAUUGGGACCAAAAUGGUAAUGGAUUAGCUUAAUACAUGUUCUGGACUCUUCAAAUUCAACGUUGAGUUGUUUUCGAAGGUCUCCCCUGGUUGUUUGUUGAUGUAUUUGUACAUGGGUUUCUCGAUUCUAUGUGGUGUUUGUGUCCGGUAUGUUGGUAGACCUGACCCUAUCUAACUUUAUGUGGCGUCCAAGUGUUGUACCUCUGUCAGAUCACGCGAUACAGAACAAAAUAUCCUUGUGGGAAAUCUUCGGUGCCGGCAAACCAUCGGAAGUUCUUUCUUGCUUUUUGCUGAGGAGUUGCUAUUCCUUGGAAAGCCCUGCCUGUCAUCUGGAUGGUCUGCACCUAAGCUUGUUGCUCAGAGGUUUAUCCACUGCGGUCUCCAAAAUAAAAUACCAAUGCACCAAAUGGUUUCUCCACACACCCUCUCAUUGACAGUACCCUCUGAUGUAUCGUCUGGUCUGGGCAGGUGGGUCUACAUUUCAAGAUCUAUGACUUACUUCAUUAUUCUCACAGUAUUCCACCACGUCCCUGUACAGAUCCAAUGCACAGCUGUACAUAGUAUAAAUACAUGAAGCGUCGUCUUACAUGUAUAACACUUCUAGAUUGUAAUAGGUACAUGUGUUUGGCAAAUUUGACAAGUUGGAUUCAUGAUUUCUGCUUAGUAUUGCUCUUUAAUUCAAUUUGAAAGUUCGGCUGUACAUAUAUAUUGUAGGCUUGAAGUUCUUCCACUAGGCUAUGAGCCUCCUUAAAAGUAUUAUUUGAGAAUGCAGUUAGAGAAUAUCAUCACGUGAGAAAUUCUUGGCCGUCAGACCAGAGCUAUUGAUCAUUGCCAACAGUUCAUGGAUCCAUUGUCAAACUUUUCAUCUUUUACUUGGCGUACCUUACUUUGGUGUUCUCAUCAUGGUUUAAAAAAAGCUUGUACCAGUCAAACAGUGCAUCUGUUUUUUGCCCGUUGUGCACUUUUCUCUCCAGUGAAUGUCAAUCUUAUUAUGCCCUGCUUGUUGCAAAAAUCAGAACAUACAUGGUUUGGGUUAUAAAAAUUGUGUUUCGGUGCAGAGAAAUUGUAUGACAGGCAGAAUUUAGGAUGAAUGAUAAUUUGAUUGGACAAGCCUUGAAUGAUCGUUGUCAUUAUCAUACUCUUUCCUCUGUCUCCAGUUUUGUCAUUCUAGAUAAGGCUGCUUACUCAUCUAGGGCAACCUUGCAGUCCAAAUGGUAACUGAGCAUGUUUUUUGUAAAAUUUAGCCAUUUUAAUUUAUGCAUCAUAAAAAAACUACUAUGUGCAAGGCUGAGAUUACCAUCAAGAUUUCAAGUAAUAAAAUUUAUUAAAUUUUA